CCAGUGUACCACGAUAUUCCGGUCUGUGUUUUGACUGCCAACCGUCACCAUACGAUCAAGAUCAGGGGGUCCUCUUUUUUCUUUUAAGGAAAAAGGAGGGAUUAUUAUUGUGAUAGGGGUGCGGACUGCGGAGCUAAGAUAUACCGCAGAGGGAUGAACCGAAGAUCCAAACCAGUAUAACCCAAGGGCACGAAAUUAGUACCCAUGCACGGCCAAAACCGGUACCCCCAAAACGACAGAUCAUACGGUGGCGGUUGGGAACACUAUGUUUCUCCUGAAGGCAUGGAGGACUACGGCUUUCGGGUUAUAUGGCUUCACACAGUUUACAAAAGCAGGCUUCCAGGAACAUGCCAAGAAAUUCAAAGAAGAAGAUAUGCAAAUUUCUAUGGAAGGAAAAAAUUGCAUGGUCACAGGUGCUAAUUCUGGCAUUGGUUAUGCUACUGCAGAGGGUCUGGCUUCACGUGGUGCAACGGUUUAUAUGGUCUGUCGCAGCAAGGAGAGGGGAGAGACUGCCCUCUCUAAAAUCCAAUCAACGACGGGUAACCCAAAUGUCCAUCUGGAGGUUUGUGAUCUGUCGUCCAUCAGCGAUGUUAAGUCAUUUGUGUCUAGAUUUUCUUCAGAGGAGAAGGCACUUCAUGUUUUAGUUAACAAUGCUGGCUUGCUGGAGCCCAACCGAGUUACCACAGAAGAAGGAUUGGAGUUAAACUUUGCUGUUAAUGUAGCAGCAACAUAUACUCUUACAGAACUAAUGAUGCCAUCAUUGGAGAAAGCAGCACCUGAUGCUCGGGUUAUUACAGUUUCUUCUGGUGGCAUGUACACAACACCUUUGACUGAGGAUUUGCAGUUCAGUGAAAGCAAGUUUGAUGGGGUGCUACAAUAUGCCCGAAACAAGAGGGUUCAGGUAGCAUUAACUGAAAAGUGGGCCGAAACUUACAAGAGCAAAGGGGUUAGCUUCUACUCGAUGCAUCCAGGCUGGGCUGAUACACCUGGAGUAGCGAAAAGUUUGCCUGGUUUUUCAGAGAAGUUAUCAGGGAAGCUUAGGACAAGCGAGGAGGGUGCAGACACGGCGAUUUGGUUGGCCUUACAACCGAAGGAGAAGCUGGCAUCCGGUGCAUUCUAUUUUGACCGUGCAGAAGCACCUAAACAUUUGCUAUUCACGGGGACAGCUAGGUCACAUGCUGUCAUUGAUACCAUCGUUGACAAACUCCGUGACUUGUGUCAUCUCCCUUUGUAAAUUUAAGCCUCUGUUAUGUCAAGCUUGAGUUCCAAUGGCUCUAAUGGAGACGAUGCAUUGUAGUGUAUUUGGAUCAAAUCCAAAUGAAAAUUGGUCAAGAAUAGAAAAAAGAAAGUAAUAGUACGAUGCUGUAGUGAACAGUAUAAAGCAAAGAAAGUAAUAAUAGUGCAGUGUGAUGUUUGCUCGUUGGUUCGUA
Messenger RNA from Elaeis guineensis (African oil palm), 1430 nucleotides. RefSeq lists its product as uncharacterized. The record is from RefSeq and is a predicted model, not a curated record. Lineage: Eukaryota; Viridiplantae; Streptophyta; Magnoliopsida; Arecales; Arecaceae.